AUGGACAGUAGUGCGGAUCGAAAGAAGGCGAGCGCUCGUGAGGUCAGCCGAUACGAGAUCACAGCGCGCAUUCCCCGCCCCUGGAAAGGUUAUCGAGAGAAAGUAGCGAACGGCACGACUCGCGCGCAUCUCUUUGUGCGCCCACCGAUUCAGUCGUCCACUAACGAACGAGUGACCGCGGGUUUCGGGGGCAAAUUCGCGUCAGUCCGCAAACUCAGACACUUGGUGUCUGGUGAGGAGUACGCAGCCAAAUUCAUCCGCAAGCGCCGGCGCGCGGCGGACACCACACGGGAGAUACUCCAUGAGGUGGCAGUACUCGCACUUUGCCACGAUUGCACACGUGUCGUCCGUUUGCAUGAGGUAUAUGAUACACGUUCAGAAGUUGCCAUCGUACUAGAGCUAUGCGCGGGUGGCGAGUUACAGCGUCUUCUGGACGAUGAUGAACGACUAACGGAGGGUGCGGCCCGACGUGCCUUACGCCACGUCCUAGAGGGUCUGGCGCACCUACACUCACGCCGUAUCGCACAUCUAGACCUAAAACCACAGAAUUUGCUGCUGUCUGCUAGCGGCGAAGAGCUUCUAAUAUGCGAUUUUGGAAUUAGCCGCGCCAUACAGCCAGGAGCACAUGUCAGAGAAAUAUUGGGCACGAGAGAUUAUGUUGCUCCUGAAAUCCUAUCAUACGAGCCAUUGUCCUUGGCGGCGGAUAUUUGGUCGGUGGGUGUACUUGCCUACGUGCUGCUGACCGGUUGCUCGCCGUUCGCAGGCGACACCAAACAGGAGACAUACCUCAACAUCGCGCAGUGCCAGCUCACGUUCCCGCGGUGUUUGUUCCGCGGGGUGUCGCAGCGAGCCGUGCAGUUCAUAAAGGAGACCCUUGUUGUGGAUCCUAAGGGUCGUCUCACAGUGGAAGAGUGCCUGGAGCACCCCUGGUUGAAAGACGAGUCAGAUAUACCCGCAGUUAUUAUGGGGGUGGGAUUUGACGCCGCCGAUGUCGGUAGCGACGAAGAUGAAGAUGCGGACUCAGAUGACACCGGUGCCGAUGUCAACGGGACGAACGGGGUCAAUGGUGUCGCAACAGUCAACGGUGUCAACGGCCAUAAAGAUGUGAACGGCUGCAAUGGUACCAAUGGGACCCGAGAUGAUGAUAAAGAGUCAGAGUCCCGUGCGACGGACGCAGCGCCGGAGGCGGACGAGCGCGAUAAGCCGCUUAAGCAUGCGCACACCCGCGAUCACUCGCCGCCCUUCCCGGAUGCGCCCUCCACGCCCAAGCUAGCGGUGAUCGCGGCGUUCUCCCCCUCGCUCCGUAUCGUGGAGGCUGACCGCUCGGACGUACGGUUGCAGGUGUCGCGCAAGUGCCACCCGCACCCGCCCUCGGUGCUGGCGCUCUGCAAGAAGUUCCAGCCGGACUACGAGAAGCCGGCCAAGCUGCCGCACGCGCACCACGCCGGCGACUGCGGCUGCGGCUGCGACUGCGCGCUCGACUGCGGACGCCUGCGGGCGCGCGCUCCGCCCCCCGACCGCGCCGUGCUCUGCUAGCGGUACCUGUGCUGCCUCGGCCUCCGCUGACGGCCCCGCACCUGUACAUACCUAGUUAAGUUAGGCUUACAAUUGUAUAUUAUAAAACGGUAGGGGCCCGAUUACGCGAACUCGCUGCUUUUUUAUUGGUCGAGUGGGCUCGGUACAAGAGGAAAGUCAACAAUGAACUUACUUCAGAAAAAAAAAUUAUAUAGUUUUUACAUAAAUAUUUUAUAAUUGCUCAGUGAAAGCUCAAAGGUAAUUGGUAAAGUCAAAUUAUUUUUGUAAAUAAUGUCU
Messenger RNA from Achroia grisella, 1812 nucleotides. RefSeq names its product serine/threonine-protein kinase 17B (gene Drak). Gene Ontology annotation, biological process: positive regulation of apoptotic process; protein phosphorylation; intracellular signal transduction. The record is from RefSeq and is a predicted model, not a curated record. Bases 1 to 1536 code for a protein of 511 amino acids. Lineage: Eukaryota; Metazoa; Arthropoda; Insecta; Lepidoptera; Pyralidae. The transcript is spliced from 7 exons. Gene Ontology annotation, molecular function: ATP binding; protein serine/threonine kinase activity. Gene Ontology annotation, cellular component: nucleus.